AAAUAGCGACCUCCUUACGUGGAAUAUUUACGUGGUCUUUACGACGAAAUGAUGUACUUCGUCUUUACGAUAAAAUAUUUUCUUCGCUAAGUUACGACGAAUUGGCGAGGAAAUAUGUGUUACGACGGAUGAGUAACGAGAAAACGUGUUUCCUCGCUAAUUCCUCGUAAAACCUCUUUUACGACGAACUCACGAGGAAAGCCGCCCUCGUUAAGCUUAUGUUUUCUCGUAGUGAUUGUGAAGACAUACUCACUGGUCAAGGCUUUUGAUGUAUACUAGUCAAUUAUUGUGAAAUUUUAAUAAUUAUAGUUGAGAUUCUAAUUGUAAUCUCAACUAUAUUGUGAAAUUUUUAGCCUACUGGUUAACAUAAUACUAUUUUAGAGACCUAUUUGCGAUCAACAAAAGAGCUUGAAGCAUGUAUAGAAAAUAAUGCUGUUUUGUUAUGUAUAUAAAUUAAAGCCAAUGUGUUAAUAUUUGUUUAAUUGACCAUCCUUAGAAAUAGGAACAGUUUUUUUUUUAUAUAUCAGGAACAGCUUACUUACAAGAUUACAAAACCCCAACUUGAUAAUAAAGAAAUCUACAUAUUUAUCUAUAUAAACCCUAUCAGAGUACUUGAACCACAUCAGAAAACUAUCAAAUCCUAAAGCACCCAACAAUUGAAAAAAAAAAACAAAUUUCUCUCUUUUUUUGUUAGGUUCGGCAAUGGCUCUAGCCAAACACACAAGAGUUCAGAUAUUGGGAUGCAUACUCCUUGCAUCACUCGCACUAACAAUGGCUGAUACACCACCGGGCAUAGCCAAAAACCCAAGCCAUGCAACAUGUAAGAUCAAGAAGUACAAACAUUGCUACAACUUGGAACAUGUUUGUCCCAAGUUCUGCCCUGACUCUUGUCAUGUUGAAUGUGCUUCUUGCAAACCCAUAUGUGGCCCUCCUUCCCCCGGCAGUGAUGAUGAUGGUGGCGAUGGUGGCGAUGAUGACGGUGGAUACACUCCUCCGGCUCCAGUUCCACCUGUUUCACCACCACCUCCUACACCUUCUGUGCCAAGCCCUACUCCCCCAGUUUCACCACCACCUCCAACACCUACACCAGCCGUUCCAAGUCCCACUCCGCCGGUUUCACCACCACCUCCAACUCCUACACCGGCUGUGCCAAGUCCCACGCCACCGGUUUCACCACCACCACCUUCUCCUACACCAGCUGUGCCAAGUCCAACUCCACCAUCUUCACCACCACCUCCUACAACACCUCCUACACCGUCUGUGCCAAGUCCUCCAGGUACUCCCACUGCACCAGUCCCUCCAUAUUCCCCACCUGCGACUCCUACUCCCUCCAUUCCAAGUCCUACUCCUACACCUCCCGGCUCUACUCCUCCUUAUGUCCCUCCGUCCUCUCCUACUCCAUCCCCGCCAUCAGAUGGAGAGGCAGGAGCAGGAGUAAGAAGAGCCAGGUGUAAGAAGAAGGGCUCUCCUUGUUACGGAGUUGAGUAUAGUUGCCCGGCCGAUUGUCCCCGUUCUUGUGAAGUUGACUGCGUUACUUGCAAACCUCUUUGCAAUUGCGACAAACCGGGAUCGGUUUGCCAAGACCCACGUUUUAUUGGAGGAGAUGGUCUAACCUUUUACUUCCACGGCAAGAAAGACUCCAACUUCUGCCUCAUCUCCGAUUCUAACCUUCACAUCAACGCACAUUUCAUCGGUAAACGAAGGUCUGGUAUGGCACGUGACUUCACAUGGGUCCAAUCCAUUGCUAUCCUCUUCGGCACUCACCGUUUCUACGUCGGAGCCCUUAAGACCUCCACGUGGGACGAUUCUGUUGACCGGAUCUCCGCCUCUUUUGAUGGACAUGUUAUCUCACUCGCUCAACUAGAUGGUGCCACGUGGACUUCUUCCCCUGGAGUAUACCCUCAGGUCUCGGUCAAACGAGUCAACGCUGACACUAACAACCUCGAGGUUGAAGUAGAGGGCAUGCUUAAGAUCACAGCAAGAGUGGUGCCAAUAACAGUGGAAGAUUCAAGAAUUCAUGGUUACAAUGUAACGGAAGACGACUGUCUCGCUCAUCUCGACUUAGGCUUUAAGUUCCAAGACCUUAGCGACAACGUCGAUGGUGUUUUGGGACAAACGUAUAGGUCUAACUACGUAAGCCGAGUCAAGAUCGGAGUCCACAUGCCUGUGAUGGGUGGUGAUAGGGAAUUCCAGACCAGCGGACUUUUUGAACCUGACUGCUCAGCCGCAAGGUUCCCUGGUAACAGAGGUAGCAACGGUGGCCGGAGUAAAAUGGAGCUCCCUGAGAUGAGUUGUGCAAGUGGCGUAGGUGGCAAGGGAGUGGUCUGCAAGAGAUAGACGUUUCUUUGCUCUAAAUUUUAUUACUAUUAUACUAAAAUAUACCACUAUACAAUAUGGUAAGUGGUAACUAUAAUAUUAUAACUAAUUAAUAAAUUUGUAACACGGUUUUUUUUUUCUGUAACAAUAAUAUCAUGGAGAAAGGAAAUGUGAUUUUACUAUUCUUGAACUGAAUGAAUUUGAAUUUAUGUUUAAUCUCUAGUGUUUUAAUAAUUAAUGAUUUGAGAAAAUUGUAAAAUAUGAUCAUGUUAAGUUAUGGAACAAAAUUAGAUACAUGUCGAGUAAAAAAACAUUACCUUUUAGAUCAUGUGAGUUGUAAUUUAUAUUCUACUAGCAAAAUAUUGUUUUGCUAGAAUAUUAAUUUCUUAGUAACUUUGGUUAAUGUGCUACCACGUAAAGGUAGCGCAUGCCGACCACUAAGUCGCUUCACAAUUGUAGCGCAUGCCGACCACUAAGCACCCACAUCAAUGAACCCCCUCUUAGGAUUCAUCUUUUCAAUUUUUUAUUAUUAAAUCUUUUUUUUUUGUUUAAAAAAAAAAAAAAUUAGACCAAUCGCUGACCGCCACAAUACGUGGGGCCCGCGCUACAGUGAUGAACUUUAGGAGAGAAGGGUUCAUCCCAAAGAGCUUUAGGAGAGAGGGGUUCAUGAGAUUGAAUUAUAUUUUAUUAUUUUUUUUUCUUGAUUUCUGUGUGAACUCCCCCCCAUAAACUUUCAAUGCGGAUGCUCUAAGUCGCUUCACAAUGAAGUGAUCCCAUAAAGAUGGAAAACAUGCAUGAUUCAAAUUGUUAUCGCUAAUAAAACGUAAUACAUGUCUUGUUUCCAAUUCCAAUUGAAUAACUUGAUUUUGUUUUAGUUACCAAAAGAAACUUGAUUUUUUUUCUUAACUCUAAGGGCAUCCGCAUUGCUAGGACCAAAAAAUUAGUAAAUUGGUCCUUAGAUUAAUUUAUUGUUUUUGUUAUGUUAAGAGAUUUAGCUAAGGACAAUUAGAAAAAGAAAGAUUAUUGGUAGGACCAAAAUAUUGGUUGGAGAGCUUCGUUGGAGAGAUUUAGGGCGAGGGAUUGAGGGCGACAGAUUGGGAUCGACAGAGAGAUGGGAAAGAUGGGAGAGAUGGGACAGAUGGGACAGACCGCCGGAGGGUUCGACGGAGUCCGCGGUCGAGAGCUCGGUGGAGGGAAACCGUCGAGAGAGAUGGGAGACGAUGCGAAUGAUUUCGUCGAGAGAGAUGGAAGACUUUCCCAACACCGAACACUCCUUCCCUUCUCUCUGUGACACGUGCAGCUAAGGACACAAACUUAAAACUUCUUAAUUAACAUAUGUGAGCUAACGUUUUCUGUAUUAUUGAUUUAAAUUGAUUUAAAUUAAUUACCUAUUAUGCUAAGGACGCGCUAACAACCGCGCGAUACAGAUGCCCUAAAAAUCUAAAACCAAGAAAAGUUACACAACCUUGGUUUCUGUGUCUGUUAAAAAUAAGGAUUUUAACAUAUACAAAUGUGGAUUUUGGAUUAUCUUUUACACAAUGCGAAUCAUAUUGGCCUAUUGUAUUUCCAUUUUACUCUCUCUGUUCUCCGAAAGUAAGAUUUUCUAAAGUGUUUAUGCUUAUUAAGAAUUCAAUAAAUGUUUAUAAUUUAAUUUUUAUUUUUACUUUAUUAUACACUUUACAAUAACUUUUCACUAAUGAAAUUUAAUCGAUUCAAAUAUUUUCGUUUAAUGUUUCUUAAAAGUAUAAAAAAGUACUUUAAACAUAUAGAAAAACUAUCUUUGUGAUACAAAUAAAAAAUCUAAAACAUCUUACUUUUUACAUUCAGGGGAAGAGAGGGAGUAUAUCAUUAAUGUCGUCUCCAGGUCUCUCUUCCAAUACACAACCGGAAACAUCUACUACUUUAUCAAAGACAGACUGAAACUAUAGAUAAACCAUGAAGUGUUUUAAGAUGUGCAGUAAUAUUCAAGAAAAGAAGGAAAAGAAAACAUAUCGUAAAAAUCCAAGAUCAACAACAAGAAACCACAA
Brassica napus (rape) is the source of this 4343-nucleotide messenger RNA. RefSeq names its product IgA FC receptor-like. The record is from RefSeq and is a predicted model, not a curated record. The transcript has 3 exons. NCBI's taxonomy places the organism in Eukaryota, Viridiplantae, Streptophyta, Magnoliopsida, Brassicales, Brassicaceae. The coding region runs from base 703 to 2337 and encodes 544 amino acids.